ACCCCCAGUUAAAUCAGAUGAUCACAGGGUAGAAAGCCUGUGCCUCUUAGCAGCUGCAGUGUGUGAGAGUUGAUCCGAACCUCUGAUCGGAGAUCAGCCGCAUUGCCAAUUUACCAGAUCCUUUGGUUCACCUUCAGGAUUUAUUUGUAUUGCGCCAGAGAGUUUAAUUUUAAUCAUCCAGGCGCCUGAGGGAACUUUUUUCUUCUUGCUUCUGAUGAAGAGGGGAAUGGAUGGGCUGCUUGGAGAGGAUAUGAAGUUGCUGAAACUCUGUAUGGCUUUAAUUUGGUUUGGCUUGGUGCAUUCGUACAACAUUGACCUGGAUCAUCCAGUCGUGUUUCGGGGAACCAGUGGCACUUUCUUUGGAUAUUCCGUACUGGAACAUUUCCACGACAACACACGGUGGGUGCUGGUCGGGGCCCCCCAGGCUAAUUCUACUUACAGCUCGUCUGUGCUGUCCCCGGGAGCCUUGUAUAAAUGUCGAAUUCACAGUAAUCCUGCGAAGAGAUGUACAGAGCUGGAUCUGGGUCGAGGUAAUCAAAGAGGAAAGACUUGUGGUAAAACUUGCAAAGAGAACAGGGACAAUGAGUGGAUGGGAGUGAGUCUGUCCCGACAGGCCGGAGGCAAUGGCAGUAUUCUGGCAUGUGCACAUCGUUGGAAGAAUAUACACUAUGAGUCAGAACAUAUCCUACCCCAUGGAGCCUGCUACAUCAUUCCACCUAAUUUAUCCAGAAGAACUAAAGAACUCCUCCCCUGCUACCAAGAGUACAAGAAGAAGUAUGGUGAGGAACAUGGUUCCUGCCAGGCUGGAAUAGCAGGCCACUUCAUUGAGGAUCUGGUUGUAAUGGGGGCACCUGGGUCAUACUACUGGACUGGCACAGUCAAAGUUUACAGCCUGAAGGAUGGCAAGUAUUAUCACUUCGAGGAUUCAACUAUUGGGCCCAGCCAUUAUCGUUACCUUGGAUAUGCAGUUGCUACCGGCCAUUUCACACAGCCCGGUUCUUUGGAGAUUGUAGGAGGAGCCCCACAGGAUGAAGGCAUUGGAAAGGUUUAUAUAUUUAAGAUUGGCAAUGGCAAACUCACGGCGAUUUUCACAAUUCCAGGAAAAGAGCUGGGCUCCUACUUUGGCUCGUCACUGUGCACUGUUGAUUUGAACUCAGAUGGCUACUCGGAUCUUCUGGUUGGAGCCCCCAUGUUCACGGAGAUAAGAGACGAAGGUCAAGUAACUGUAUUCAUCAACAGGGGCAAUGCAGCACUGGAAGAACAGCAGCUUUUAAGGGGUGAUAGCAUGUAUAAUGCUCACUUUGGAGAUAGCAUUGGAUCUCUGGGUGACAUUGAUGAUGAUGGGUUUCCAGAUGUUGCGAUUGGAGCGCCCAAUGAAAAUGAUUAUCGAGGAGCGAUUUACAUUUACCAUGGAGAUGCCAAUGGAAUAGUCUCCAAAUAUUCAAUGAGGAUUUCAGGGCAGCUGAUCAAUCCAAUAUUGCGCAUGUUUGGCCAGUCUAUAUCAGGAGGAGUGGACAUGGAUGGAAAUGCUUAUCCAGAUGUGACCAUUGGUGCCUUCAUGUCAGACAGUGUGGUCCUACUGAGAGCUCGGCCGGUUAUAACCCUGGAGAUCUCCAUCCUCCUUCCCAGCUCCAUUAACAUCACAGCUCCACAGUGCCACGAUGGCAUACAGCCAGUCAACUGUCUAAACGUUACAACUUGUUUCCGCUUUCAUGGCAAGCAGGUCCCAGGUGAAAUAGAAUUGAUUUACAAUCUGACAGCAGAUGCAGUGAAGAAAGGGAAAGGUCUGCAGGCCAGAGUUUACAUUUAUGCCAAUGAACCAAUGAGCCAGGUCGUGGAGAAAAUUGAGCUGUCCUCCAGGAAAGAGAGUUGCAAGCACUACUUCGUCAUUGUCAAGCGUGAAGUGAAGGAUGUGAUAACACCAAUUGUCUUUGAAGUGACAUACAACUUGGGCAAGCACAAAAUUUCUGGAAAAUCUGAGAAGGAGCUUCCAGCUUUAAAACCAAUCCUGCGCUGGAGGAAGGGACAUAAGCUGGCUCAGCAGAACCAGACUGUUUUUGAAAGAAACUGCUUUUCAGAUGACUGUGCUGCUGAUUUGCAACUUCGUGGCAAGCUGCUGCUGUCCAGUAUUGAUGAGCAGAAGCCAUUCUUAGCAUUAGGGGCAGUGAAGAACAUCUCUGUGAAUGUGACGGUUCGAAAUGCAGGAGAUGAUGCAUACGACACCAAUGUUUACUUUAACUUCACUCAAGAGCUCUUCUUCAUCAAAAUGUGGCAGAAGGAAGAAAAGGGCACUUACUGUGAACUGAUGGAGUUGGACUUCCUGAAAUGCAGCGUGGGAUUUCCUUUCAUGAGGUCACAGUCCAAGUAUGAAUUCAGCGUGAUUUUUGACACAAGUCACCUGACUGGGGAGCAGGAAAGUUUGGAGUUCACAGUCACAACACAAAGUGGGAAUGUGGAGCGGAAUGAAUCUCUAUUUGACAACACACUCAUUCUCACCAUGCCUCUGAAACAUGAAGUGGACACGACUAUCACAGGGUCUAUUUCCCCAGCUUCCUUUAUUUAUGGUGAUUCAGUGGAUGCAUCAAAGUUUAUUCAACUGGAAGACAUGCCCUGCCUCUUUCAACCUUUCAACUUGACAUUUCAGGUUAUAAACAUGGGCCCAAGCAGUGUGCCGGAACUUGCUGUGCAAAUUAUGAUUCCUAGCAGACUUUAUACGAAUGGAGCAGACAUCUUUCUUAUCCAAGAGGCUGUGGUUGAACAUGAGGGAGGUAACUGCACCUAUCACAGGAAUCUCGAACCCUGCUUCAUACCUCAGGAUAAAGAGAACAUUUUCCACACAAUCUUUGCUUUCUUCACCAAGUCUGGUAGGAAAGUAUUGGAUUGUGACAGGCCUGGACGACCCUGUUCGAUCAUCGACUGUAAAUUAACCUCCAUAGCGAAGGAAGAAACCAGGAACAUCGAUGUACACUUGUUGCUCAAUACUGAGAUAUUGAAAAAGGACAGUGCCUCAGUUAUCCAAUUUGUUACCAGGGCAAAAGGAAUGGUAAUGUCAGACAUGAGGAUUGUGGAGGUGGCAGGCGGACUUCCUGAAGAUGCAACAAUGGUGUUUGAAGCCUUGCACAAUAUGGAGCCUCGUGGUUACGUUGUGGGAUGGAUCAUCGCCAUCAGCCUUUUUGUGGGAAUCCUUAUUUUCCUGUUACUUGCUGUCUUGCUUUGGAAGAUGGGCUUCUUUCGUCGGAGGUACAAGGAAAUCAUUGAAGCUGAGAAGAACAGGAAGGACAGUGAAGAAAGUUGGGACUGGAUGCAAAAAGACCAAUGAGCUGCCAGAUAAUUUAGUUAUGUGACAUGCAUCAGACAGCCGAUUGACCCUGCUCCAGAGUCUUCCAUAUGUGGAAGAGGGAAUCCUCCAGAUUUUUCGGAGAUCUGAUGAUUGUGUAUUCACGUAAUUCAACAGCUGGAAGUAUUCCUGAGGCCAGCACUGCAGACAGAAGAUCUGUUCUGUGGUGCUUAGACUUCCUUUAAAACACAUCAAUGAACUUCAGAAAGCAAAGUGCUGUGAAGAACACAGACUCAAGAUGGAGGAGAAUGGGAUUUACAACAAUACCCUCAGGGGAUUGAAUUCUCUGUGUGUUCAGUAAAGAGAAACAAAUAUUUUUUAUAAAGAGAACGUGUUUGUCCAAAAUGUUUAUUCCUCUAUAUUUUUAUCCAAAUGUAAAUUACUCUUAUCCAUUUCUAUAAUACACUCACUGCACUGAUGUCUUGCUCAAAACCUGAGUGAUGACAAGUUGAUGAAGAAGCUAUUUUAUCUGAAGGUCUUUGCAGUAAGGUCAAUCUUGAUGAUGAAAAUUCACGACCACAUGCAGAGUUAUCUAACCCUUUCAGUACUGUAUAUUCUUUGCACUUUGCAGCAAGCUACUUUCCAUAGUCUACUGUUUGAAACAAUGAUCAUGCAAUGUAUUCUAUACAAGCAAAACAUUCAAUCUGGUGGGGAGUGUGGGGAACAUAGUGCUCCUGGGUUAGGUCAGAGAAUGUGGGCCACAGUUUCUGUACCAGGUCACCAACUAGUGACCCCCUGAAGAAAGUUUACCAUUUGUGCACAUUGGAUGGGGUUAGGAUCAAGCCUAGUUGUAACUUUCUUCAGCAGUUGAAUAACCUACUGACGUUCACCUGUCAAGGCUCAGAUAAGAAUAAUUACCACUGUUCUGAGGUGCCAGAGGACAAGUGUCCAUGGAAAUAUAAAAUACUAUUUACACGUAAAAUGACGUUCUCGAAUUCUUUACAAAGCGAGGGAAGAAAGGAAGGAAAAAAGAAGGGAGGAGUUAGGGACUGAAGCUGAUAGCACAGGCGAAGAGGAGGACUUCUAAAGGGCUUCUGAAAACAGAGGGAGAAGGAAGAGAAAGCACGAUGGGUGAGUUUAGGAAGAAAAUGAGAAGGAUCUGCGUGUCUGCCACUGGCAGAGGUAAAAACCAUUGACAUGCUUUGAAACAAUGAAUAAAGUAUUUGUAGGUGAUUAGACAAUCAAGAGGGGCACUUUUAUUGCUGUGCAUAUUACCUGAAUACAGGAUUGUUAUUGUCCAUUAAUCCCUUCAUAAUAGAGCAGUUAAAAGUGAUCUUUAAUUUGAUUUAUCGAACCUUGACAUUUCUGGUGACCGAACAGUAUAAAAAGCUUCCUUGGGUCUGUGUGAUAUAGAAAACGUGACACCAGUGCGAGCAGUACUUAAACAUUGUGACUUAAGUGUGUGGAAGUUUCCUGUGUUGUCAUGUCACAAACAUAUUACAUAAGGUUUUAUUGUACUGUGAUUUCAGUGGGUUAUUCAUUACUUUUUUGCUACAUUGCAUUAUGCAGGACUGUAUUACCGAUGAGUGUAAUUUCAGUGAUGUUUCCAGAAUCUCACUUAUGGAGAGCUCAGGCUGCAAAUUGGUCAUAAAACAUUAAGAGACUUACCUACAACACACUCUCCUCUUGAAUGAGGCUGUGUGCUAGGAGCACAUCAUCACUGAAUUUACUGUAUAAAGUAGUGAGACCAAAAAUGUAUCUUAUUGAAAGCUGAAUACUUAGGGGAGUUCAUUUCCUUGGAUUAUUUAAAAUAAUUAAAUUGGUUAUGUUGUAAGUUUCAAAAGACUUACAUUGUGACAA
Messenger RNA from Carcharodon carcharias (great white shark), 5137 nucleotides. RefSeq names its product integrin, alpha 9 (gene itga9). The coding region runs from base 215 to 3319 and encodes 1034 amino acids. Lineage: Eukaryota; Metazoa; Chordata; Chondrichthyes; Lamniformes; Lamnidae. The record is from RefSeq and is a predicted model, not a curated record. Gene Ontology annotation, molecular function: integrin binding. Gene Ontology annotation, biological process: integrin-mediated signaling pathway; cell-cell adhesion; cell-matrix adhesion. Gene Ontology annotation, cellular component: external side of plasma membrane; integrin complex. The transcript has 28 exons.